Molecule: messenger RNA, 2471 nt
Organism: Sphaeramia orbicularis (orbiculate cardinalfish)
Lineage: Eukaryota; Metazoa; Chordata; Actinopteri; Kurtiformes; Apogonidae
Gene: scrn3
Product: secernin 3
Exons: 8
Coding region: 132-1388 (418 amino acids)
Biological process (GO): proteolysis
Molecular function (GO): cysteine-type exopeptidase activity; dipeptidase activity
Source: RefSeq, a predicted model, not a curated record
GUCGAGGAAGGUGAACUUUGACCCCGUUGAGCCAGAAACGAGAAUAGAAACUAAUAGAGAUCUAUAAGUUGGGAAAACAUAACCUGUCUCGCACCACAAACUCCAUGCCUUUUUACGUUUUGUGAGUGAAAAUGCACCCAUCUUCUUGUGACACAUUUGUGGCUCUGCCCCCUUCUACUGAAGGGCAACGCAUAAUCUUUGGGAAAAACUCUGACAGGCCUUGUGAUGAAGUCCAGGAGGUGGUAUAUUUUCCUGCCAGGGACUACAGCGAAGGAGAAAAGGUUGAGUGCACAUACAUAGAGAUUGAGCAGGUUGCCCACACUUAUGCAGUCGUGUUGAGCAGACCAGCCUGGCUGUGGGGAGCAGAAAUGGGUGCAAAUGAGCAUCAAGUCUGCAUUGGAAAUGAGGCAGUUUGGGGCAGAGAAAGUGCUGAUGAUGAGGAGGCUCUUCUCGGCAUGGAUCUUGUCAGGCUUGGACUGGAGAGAGCAGAUACAGCAGAGAAAGCUGUGGAUGUUAUUGCAGAGCUGCUUCAAAAAUAUGGCCAGGGUGGAUCAUGCAUGGAGGAUGAGUGUGGUUUUACUUACCACAACAGCUUCCUUAUCUCAGACAGGAAGGAGGCAUGGGUGCUGGAAACAUCUGCAAAGCACUGGGCAGCAGAGCGAGUAGAAGGUGGAUAUCGCAACAUAUCAAAUCAGUACAGUAUAACAACUAAGAUAGACAAGGAGCAUCCUGGGAUGAGGGAGUAUGCACGAAGCAAAGGCUGGUGGAAUGGAAAGUCUCAGUUCAACUUUACCACAGUCUACUCUCACAUGACUACAGCCAGAAUUGAAGCCUCUGGGAGUCGAUUCUGUGAAGGGAAGAUGUUAUUGGAAAAGAGCAAUGGUCGCAUUACUGCGGAGACAAUGAUGGAUAUACUCAGGGAUAAAGACAGCGGCAUCAAUAUGGAGGGUAUGUUCAUGACAACAGGAAGUAUGGUGUCUGUGAUUCCUGUCGAUGCUGCUCUACCAGCUGUUCACUACUUUACAGCGACUCCAGACCCUGAAAGGUCUGUAUUUAAACCCUUCAUCUUUGUAGCAAACAUUGGACAGUUGAAGGAAACCAGUUCUCCAAACUACGGUGCAGAUGAUCCUGUGAAAAAGAAACCCCGCUUCCAGAGCAAACCUGACCGAAAACACAACUUAUUUGUCAAACAUGAAGUUGUGUCCGCUGUCAUCGAAACCCACAAGGAGAGAGGAAAAAAGAUCACACAAAGUAUGAGGCAGGUAGAAAAGGAGAAAAUGACACAGAUGGAGAUGGUUCUUUCUGAAGGAGUUGAGGAUCCUGAUUUGUGGGUGGAUCUGUUCCCAAAGUCUGUUCAGGAGGAGAUGGACACAUACAGCAAAAACUGAGGAUUGAAACAUAUUGGAAACAUAAAAUAUGGCUUCAGUGUGACUGCAUUAUCUCUCACGCACCUCUUUAGAAAUAUAUCGACCGGUGUUGCGGUUGUGUAAUAGUUAGUUUGAAGUAAACAGACAAAUAGAGGAUUAACAAACAUAAAUAUGUAAACAAAUAAGCAGGACACUCACAAAUGCUUAAUUCUAUCAUACUUUCACACAGCAGAUAUUUUUGCUUGUCAUAGUUGGUAAAACAGUUAUAACAGAUAUGAUUACUUCCUUCUAUUUUAGUUUACCAGGUUGUAAUUUACCAGGUAAUGACAGUUCAGCUGUAAGUCAUCAUGAAAAAGUCUAUGACCCUGAAACUGAAGCAGCUUAAUGGAAUUCAGGCAUCAUUAAUUUUAUGAUUUCCACUGUUUCCUACUGUGAUAUGUCAAAAUGUCUUCCAUAAAAAAAUGAUGUGAAUCAUAAUUUGUGGGUUCCAUAAUAAAAUUUAUUUAAAAACAAAACACAGCCAUAAAUAAGAAGCCUUUAACAGAAAUUACGUGAUACAGUUGCUCCUCCAGUGUUUUCUCAACAUUGACAGCUUAAAAGAAUAAACAUCUUUGCACUUUAAAGGCCACAAAUUGCCUUAAUUUCCCUUAUGUUAUUUCAUACCUGGAAAAAAAAGGAUUUUAUAUGUUCAUGUUUAGGAGGGGAAUAAAAUCAAAGUCGAGGUCAAAUAUUUUCAAGUAAAACUAAGUAUUAACAUUCCCUGAGGUUAUUCUAGAGCAUGUAUCACCACUUUGAUUUUUACUUUUUUAACUGGAAUUUUUGGUUUAACAGCAACAUCAUCACAAUUGAAAAAUCAAUACAAAAUGAUUUUUAUUUUUCUGUUGAAAUGGUGGAUCAGAACCAUCUGGUAACGGAUAAACACAAAAUAACUUAGAAAUGGCUAAGAAUCUUGUAAACCUAACUUAAUCAACAAGUUAAAAAAAAAAAAUUAACCAUAUCUUCCCUUCUUUUCCUUUGGUGGGAAAGCAAUAAGCCACUUUAAGGGUUCCAGUAAAGCAGUGUCAGUCAUACAAUGGCACAACAAAAGACCAGAAAAGUGCACGU